AUGGCCGAAUCUCUACCUGAAAUGCAGUAUCGUUCCCUUGGCCGGACGGGCUUGAAGGUUUCGGUUAUCUCGCUUGGUAGCUGGCUUACUUAUGGUGGACAUGUUGGAAAUGAAAUUGCGUUUGACUGCAUGAAAGCCGCGUGGGACGCCGGAGUCAACUUUUUUGACACAGCCGAGGUCUACUCCGGGGGUCAGUCUGAGAUUGUGCUCGGAGAAGCGAUCAAGAAAUUUGGAUGGAAGCAGAACGACUUAGUUAUUUCUACCAAGAUCUACUGGGGAAAAGCCAACAGCGCCAACCCCGAUAAACCGCUGAACAACAACGGCCUUUCUCGCAAGCACAUCAUUGAGGGCAUGAACCUGUCUCUCAAGCGCCUUGAUCUUCCCUACGUGGAUGUGGUAUAUGCCCACCGCCCAGACCGGGAAACCCCCAUGGAAGAAAUUGUGCGUGGUUUCAACUACUUGAUCGACAACGGCAAGGCCUUCUAUUGGGGAACGUCCGAGUGGUCUGCGAGUGAAAUCGCCGAUGCGUGGCGCAUUGCCGAUAGACUGGGUCUUAUCGGCCCUGCCGUUGAACAGCCCCAAUACAACCUUCUUGCACGUGAGCGCGUUGAGAAGGAGUACCGCUGGCUGUAUGAGGCCCACGGUCUGGGAUUGACUGUGUUUUCGCCUCUCAAGGGUGGUGUUCUUACCGGCAAGUAUAAUGAUGCUACCGCGCCUCCCCCGGGUUCUCGGCUGGCUGAGUCUGAGGAUGGAUAUGUCAAGGGCCUGCGUAAGACUGUGGGUAACGAUACCUGGGAACAACAGUUGAAGCAGACUGCUGCGCUGAAGCCUGUUGCUGAGGAGCUGGGUAUUUCUACGGCGCAGUUGGCCUUGGCUUGGAUCCUGAAAAACCCUAACAUCUCUUCUAUGAUUACUGGUGCUUCUCGUCCAGAGCAGGUCCGCGAUAAUGUGCGUGCCUUGGGUGUUGUGGAUAAAUUGACCGAUGAGAUUAUGGAGAAGAUCGAGGUAGCGGUUGGAAACCGGCCUGCUGAGGAGCAACUGAGAUUUUAG
Molecule: messenger RNA, 1050 nt
Organism: Penicillium atrosanguineum
Lineage: Eukaryota; Fungi; Ascomycota; Eurotiomycetes; Eurotiales; Aspergillaceae
Exons: 3
Coding region: 1-1050 (349 amino acids)
Source: RefSeq, a predicted model, not a curated record